Boleophthalmus pectinirostris (great blue-spotted mudskipper) is the source of this 3672-nucleotide messenger RNA. Its product is annotated as contactin-associated protein-like 5. Lineage: Eukaryota; Metazoa; Chordata; Actinopteri; Gobiiformes; Gobiidae. The coding region runs from base 16 to 3672 and encodes 1218 amino acids. The transcript has 22 exons. The record is from RefSeq and is a predicted model, not a curated record.
GACCUCCGGGAGCAGAUGGAGGUGACAGCAGUGGCCACACAGGGGCGCUAUGACAGCUGGGACUGGGUCAGCAGUUAUGUCCUCCUGUACAGUGACACGGGCCGUGGCUGGAAGCAGUACAGGCAGGAGGAUGGAGUCGGGAGAUUUGCUGGGAAUGUGAACUCAGAGGCCGUGGUGGUGAACAAGCUGACCCACUCCAUAAAAACUCGAUUUCUGCGCUUCGUUCCUUUCAACUGGAACCCCAGCGGCUGGAUGGGGCUCAGGGUGGAGGUGUUCGGCUGCGCUUACAAGUCGUACGUGGCAGACUUUGAUGGAAGGAGCUCGCUGUUGUAUCGGUUUAACCAGAAGUCCAUGUCGACAGUGAAGGACGUGAUCUCUCUGCGCUUCAAGAGCCAACAGUCUGAGGGAGUCCUGCUGCACGGAGAGGGCCAGAGAGGGGACUACAUUACACUGGAGCUACACCGGGGACGCCUAGACUUCUACCUCAACUUAGAUGACAGCAGCGGUAGCAGGCAGAGGUUCAGCAGCAGCAGACUUGUUGCCGUGACAGUGGGCAGUCUCCUGGACGACCAGCACUGGCACACCGUCUUGAUUGAGCGCUUCAACAAACAGGUCAACCUCAGCGUGGACGCGCACACACACCGCUUCACCACCAGGGGAGAGGGCCAGUCGCUGGAGGUGGACUAUGAGCUGAGUUUUGGUGGCAUUCCUCUGCCCGGUAAGCCUGGUACAUUCCUCCGAAAAAACUUCCACGGCUGCAUGGAGAACUUAUACUACAACGGGAUCAAUAUCAUCGACCUCGCCAAGAGACGCAAGCCACAGAUACACAGUGUGGGGAACGUCACCUUCCAGUGCUCCGUGCCCCAGCUGGGCGCCUGCACCUUCCUGAGCUCCAGUAGCAGCUUCUUGUCUCUCCCGUCACCCACGACAACUGCUCCUCCGGGGAGCUUUUCAGUGCACUUCCACUUUAGGACGUGGAACGCAGAUGGGCUGCUCCUAUCUGUGCCGCUGAGUCCGGACCCCCAAAGACUGGACCUACGCCUCAGUGACUCUCGACUACUUUUGACCUUGCAGACCCCCGCCAGGCAGAAGUCAGAAGUCUUCACUGGUCACACUCUGAAUGAUGGGCUGUGGCACUCUGUACGCUUGGACUCAAAGAACCUGCAGAUCACCUUAUCAGUAGACAAGGAGCCCCCCUCCACUGUGGAAUUAUGGGAAAAACUGGAAGUCAAAGGAAACUUCUAUUUUGGAGGCUGCCCCACUGUGGAGUGUCAGCGCACCACUCCAGCCUUCCAGGGCUGUUUGCAGCUUAUAUUCAUCAACAGCCAGACAAUGGACCUCAGUCACGUACAGCAAGGGCUGCUGGGAAAUUAUAAUGAGCUUCAGUUUCAUACAUGCAAUAUAAGAGACAGGUGUCUGCCAAACCUGUGUGAACACGGUGGCCGCUGCUCUCAAACGUGGAGCUCCUUCUCCUGUGACUGCUCUGGAACGGGGUACUCCGGCGCCACCUGUCACAACUCCAUCUAUGAAGCAUCUUGUGAGGCAUACAAACUGAUAGGCAGCUCAUCUGGCUUCUACUCCAUUGAUCCUGAUGGGAGUGGUCCCCUGGGUCCUGCGCAGGUGUACUGCAACAUGACAGAGGAAAGAGUGUGGACAGUGAUACCUCACAACAGCACUGCUCCUGUCACAGUUCAAGGCUCUUCUGUCCUAAAGCCUCACAUUAUGAAACUCAACUACAGCACCUCCACUCAACAACUGCAGGCCAUCGUCGAGGGCUCUGAGCACUGCCAACAGGAAGUGGUCUACAACUGCAGGAGGUCCCGCCUCUUCAACUCCAAAGAUGGCAGCCCCCUGUCCUGGUGGCUGGACCGUGGAGGAGAGAGGCGGAGCUACUGGGGGGGCUUCCUGCCUGGGGUGCAGCAGUGCUCGUGCAGCCUGGAGGAGAACUGUGCGGACAUGAACUACUUCUGCAACUGCGACGCCGACAGAGAAACAUGGGCUAAUGAUUCUGGGGUGCUCUCGUAUAAGGAGCACCUGCCUGUGACCCAGAUGGUGAUUGGAGACACCAACCGUACGGGGGCGCAGGCGGUUCUCCACGUGGGCCCGCUACGGUGCUAUGGAGACAAGACAUUGUGGAAUGCCGCUUCCUUCUACCAGGAGUCAUCGUACCUCUACUUCCCCACUCUUCAGGCUGAGCUAGCAUCCGAUAUCUCCUUCUACUUCAAGACCAGCUCCCCGUCUGGAGUCUUUCUGGAAAACCUGGGCCUCAAGCACUUCAUUCGAGUGGAGCUGAGCUCACCCUCUGUGGUGACGUUCUCCUUUGACGUGGGGAAUGGUCCAGCGGUACUCUCUGUGAAGUCCCACCUCUCGCUGAACGACAGGCAGUGGCACUACGUGAGAGCCGAGCGUAACGUGAAGGAGGCGUCUCUGCAGGUGGACCAGCUGCCCCUGCGCUUCCGAGAGGCACCAGCAGAGGGCUACCUGCGCCUCCGCCUCAGCAGCCAGCUCUUCGUGGGGGGAACAGCAUCACAGCAGAGAGGGUUUCUGGGAUGCAUUCGGACUCUUGUCGUCAAUGGUGUGAACUUUGACCUGGAAGAGAGAGCCAAAAUGACGCCUGGAGUGAGCUCUGGUUGCCCCGGUUACUGCAGUGGGUCCAGCAGCUUGUGUCACAACAGAGGGAGGUGCAUAGAGAAGAGCAGUGGGUACAUCUGUGAUUGCUCCCAGUCGGCAUACGGGGGCACCACCUGCGAUCAAGAGGUGUCGGUGUCCUUUGACCGGGAGUCCUCAGUGACCUACACCUUCCAGGAGCCCUUUUCGGUGAUGCAGACGGGGAACUCGCCGGCCUCCAGCGUUUCCACAGAGACGCAGAGCCGUGCCCGAGAGGACAUGGCGUUUAGCUUCAGCACCACACAGACUCCGGCCAUGCUGCUCACCCUCAGCACUUUCAGCCAGCAGUACAUCGCCGUCAUACUUGCCCGGAAUGGGAGUCUGCAGAUCUGGUAUCAUCUGAAGAAGAGCAUAAAUCCAGACGUGCUCAGUCCCAGCUCCAGUAAUCUAGCAGACGGGCGACUUCACAGGGUCCACAUCCACAGAGUCAGCAGCAAUGUUUACAUACAGAUCGACCAGGACGUGCACAGAAAGUACACGCUGUCAUCCGAUGCAGAGCUGCUCCUAAUCAGAUCCCUGACAUUGGGCAAAGUCAUCACAGGACAGGAGGUCCUCAGUGAGGAGGUGCGGCAGGCAGCGUCCAGAGGGUUCGUGGGCUGUCUGUCCUCUGUCCAGUUCAAUCAUGUGGCUCCGCUAAAGGCUGCGCUGACCAACAGGGGGAGCUCACUCGUCACCAUCAGAGGCCCACUGGUGCAGUCUAACUGUGGAGUACUGGCAGACUCAGCAUCUCAUACAAUGACAGAUCAAGGUGCCGCCAAUAAAGAAGAGAUGCAGAAUGGUAAUGAUACCCAGAAGGAUCUGGCAGUAAUAGCAGGGGUGGUCACGGCCGUGGUCUUCAUUGCGGGAUGCGCCUUAGCAGUAGUCACUCGCCUCUUGUAUCAGCAGAGGAGAGCCCAAAGGAGCAUCAAGGAGGAGCAUAGACACACCAUGUACACGGACUACACCCCUACAGAGACCCACCUCCACCCCUCAGUACGGGACAGCAUGAAGGAGUACUACAUAUGA